Messenger RNA from Nilaparvata lugens (brown planthopper), 11942 nucleotides. RefSeq names its product laminin subunit alpha. Gene Ontology annotation, molecular function: extracellular matrix structural constituent. The record is from RefSeq and is a predicted model, not a curated record. NCBI's taxonomy places the organism in Eukaryota, Metazoa, Arthropoda, Insecta, Hemiptera, Delphacidae. Gene Ontology annotation, biological process: cell adhesion; axon guidance. Gene Ontology annotation, cellular component: basement membrane.
UUCAGUGAGCGUCCGUCCGUCUUUGCGACGAGAUGGGUGCGGGUGUGCGAGUGCGAGCGUGGAAGCUUAGUGUAUUAGUAGUGGUUGUGGUGGUGUUGGACUUGCAACAAGUGACGGGAGAAGUUUUAACACCGCCGUACUUCAAUUUGGCCGAAGGGAGACGAAUCACCGCGACCGCCACAUGUGGAGAAGGCACUGAGGGUCCUGAACUGUUUUGCAAACUUGUGCCCAAUGCUGAAAAAGAGGAUACUUUGCUCAUUCAGGGGCUGGUAUGUGACCACUGCGACCCGGAACGGCCGGACAAACGACAUCCUCCCGAGUUCGCCGUUGACGGCUCGUCCACCUGGUGGCAGAGUCCCCCCCUCUCCAGGGGUACCAAGUACAAUGAGGUGAACCUCACCAUCGAUCUUGGACAGGAAUUCCAUGUUGCCUAUGUGUUCAUAAAAAUGGGUAACUCGCCUCGUCCGGGAGUGUGGGCUCUGGAGAGAUCGGCUGACAAUGGAGUAACCUGGCAGCCUUGGCAGUAUUUCGCUGAUACUGUUAUUGACUGUGAGAACUAUUUCGGAUACAACAGCACUCUCCCAAUUUCAAGGGAUGACUCAGUCACCUGUGAAACACAGUACUCGAAAAUUGUCCCUCUGGAGGGAGGAGAGAUCGUUGUAUCUCUGCUUCACAACCGUCCAUCAUCCAACGACUUUUUCAACUCGACCGUACUGCAAGAAUGGACAAGAGCCACCAAUGUACGACUACGGCUCAUUCGAACAAAGACUCUGCUUGGACAUCUUAUGUCAGUGGCCAGACAAGAUCCUACAGUCACUCGGAGGUACUUCUACUCCAUAAAAGACAUCAGUAUCGGCGGAAGAUGUCGGUGCAACGGUCACGCGGACAUCUGCGACAUCAUCGACCCGGCCGACCCCUACAAGCUGAUUUGCCGAUGUCAGCACAACACCUGCGGCCACAACUGCGAGAUGUGCUGUCCCGGCUACGAGCAGAAGGCCUGGAGUCAGUCCAAAGAGAAGAAGCUGUUUGUUUGCGAACCGUGCAACUGUUACGGUCACUCGGAGCACUGCACGUACAACGAGACAGUGGACGCCCAGCACCUGUCUGUGGACAUCCACGGCAAGUACGAGGGAGGCGGAGUUUGCCACAACUGCCGUGACAACACCGAGGGCAUAAACUGUGACAAGUGCAAGGCUGGCUACUUCAAGCCCUACGGCGCCAAACUCGAACAACCUGAUGUGUGCAAAGAAUGUGACUGCAACGUGUUCUACUCGACGGGCAACUGUGAGGAGGGUUCAGGUCGGUGUGAGUGCCGGAAAGAGUUCACCCCGCCCAAUUGUGACAGCUGCAGCUUCGGCCAUUUUGGUUACCCCGACUGUCGGCCAUGUGACUGUCACAUCAACAGCACCGUUGACUUCACCUGUGAGCCGGUAGAUGGCGCCUGUCCUUGCAAACCCAAUUUCGCCGGCAAGCUUUGCCGCGAGUGCAGUCCUGGAUUCUACAAUUUCCCCGAGUGCAAACCUUGCGAGUGUAUUCCGAUAGGCUCAUUGUCAGAGGUGUGUGAGCCGUCAGAUGGUAACUGCCCUUGUAUGAGCAAUUUUGGAGGAAGGCAAUGUGAACAGUGCAAAGAUGGAUAUUACGAUUUCCCGGCUUGUAACUACUGCCAAUGCGAUGUGAAAGGAACUGAGCCAGGAAUUUGUGACAAAUCGUCGGGACAAUGUCUGUGCAAGAAAGGCUACGGAGGUCCCAGAUGUGACCAGUGUAUCGCCGGUUAUAUUGGCUACCCUGAUUGCCGGCCCUGCGGCUGCAGUGAGGUUGGCAGCGCUUCGUCUGUGUGUGACGUCACUGGAAAAUGUCCGUGUCUUUCUAACUUCGCUGGAAGAACUUGUGAACAGUGCAAUCCUGGUUUCUACAAGUAUCCAGAGUGUUUACCUUGUAACUGUGACAGCCAUGGAUCGAUUGGAGUUUCAUGUGACAAUGAAGGCGUUUGCCAGUGUGCUUCGAAUUUCGACGGACAGCGGUGUGACAAGUGCAAGGAAGGACUCUACAAUUUCCCUAUCUGUGAAGAAUGCAACUGCAACCCUGCCGGAGUACUGGAGACGUUCGGUGGGUGUGGCACCCUGCCUCUGGGAGAACUGUGCCAGUGUAAACCGAGGGUGCACGGGCGAGUAUGCGACCAAUGUAGACCGCUCUACUGGAAUCUCAACUCUAACAAUCCCAAUGGAUGUGAUGACUGUGACUGUCACAAGCCCGGAGUGAUGGGAGAGAUUAACGUGUGUGAUGGCAAGACAGGGCAGUGUGUUUGUAAGCCUUCGGUGACGUCACGCCGGUGUGAUAAGUGCGCUGAUGGAUUCUACAGUCUAGAGGAAGAUAAUCUGUUCGGAUGUAAAGAAUGCAGCUGUGACAUAGGAGGUUCAGUGAACCGCAUUUGUGACAGCCUGACGGGGCAGUGUCCGUGCCAGCCUAGGAUCGCAGGUCGCACCUGCAAUGAGCCGCUAGUGGCGCACUUCUUCCCCACUUUGUAUCACAAUCUAUACGAAGUCGAGGCUGGCAUCAAUCCGGCCGGCUCCUCCAUUCGCUAUGGCUUCAAUGAGACCCUCUUCCCUGACUACUCGUGGAAGGGGUAUGCGGUCUUCUCUUACUUGCAGGAUGAAAUCAACCAAGACAUAACCAUCCAUAAACCGUCCGUCUACCGUAUGGUACUGCGGUACGUCAACCUCAAUCCCGAACCGGUUGUGGGUAAAAUAAUAAUCACACCGGAAAACCCCGGCGACGCUGAGCAGAAUUUCCUGGUUUCGUUCAAACCCAGCCAGAAACCGACUUUCGUGACUGUUUCGGGGGCGUCCGGUGGUAUUCCCUCGCCCCUCGUCAUGAACCCUGGCACAUGGACCGUGUCUAUCAAGAGUGAGAAAAAUCUACUUUUGGAUUAUUUCGUUUUGUUGCCGUCAGCAUACUAUGAAGCAUCAGUUUUGUCGAAGAAUGUGAUGAAACCGUGCACAGUGGAUGGAGGAGACAGUUUGUGCAGACAUUUCCAGUACCCGACCGUAUCCAACUAUGAUACGGUACGAGGUGAGGGAGGGUACACUGCCCACGAUGACGAGAGGAGACCCAUUUACGAGUUCAUCGACAAUGUCAAGCAAUUACCGUCCAACAUAUCCCGUGUCCCCGCCGUGAGCGCCAACCAACCGGAACUACGCUUCGAUCUGCGCGUGACACGGCCCGGCCCGCACGUGCUGCUAGUCAACUACGUGACGUCACCUGGCGACCCGUCCGUGACGUCACCAGAGGGCAGCAACCACUCGUCUCGAGUGGAGGUGAAGACUCAGAGCAGUCAGGAGCGUGGUCGCCUCGUGCUCUAUCCCUGCACCUAUACGGCGGUGUGUCGUCAGGUCGCCAUAGAUCGUAGCGAUAAAGUCGGCGUGUUCAACUUCGAUACUAACUCGAUUAGUGUCAUUCUGAAGGGAGGCAGUCCAUCAACCGUAGGAAUUGAGUCGGUUGUCGCCAUUCCUGUGGAGAAGUGGUCGUUGGACUUCAUUCAACCGAAACCGGCUUGCGUGCAGCUGGAUGGGAAGUGUAUUGAGUCAUCCUAUCGAUUCCCACCCGAAUCUAAAAAGAUUGAAUUUGAAUUGGGCAAUGAAGAACGUACAUCAAGUGUAUUGCCGCCUGGAAUCCACGACAAGUCAACAGGUCUGAUCUAUUUGGACCACGCUGAUCCCAUGGUUGAUGUCAAAGGAAAAGUACCUUUCCCAGGCCAUUAUGUAUUCGUGGUACAUUACUAUCAACCGCAUUUCCCAGAAUUCGACAUGGACGUCCUUCUACAAAACGGACAGUUUUAUGAAGCCAAAUUGCAGGUGCCCUAUUGUCCGAGCACCAGUGGAUGCAGAGCUGUCAUAAGGCAAGACGAUGGCAACAAAAUAUUCUCACUGACUGAAAACUAUAUGCUCACUAUGAAGGAACCAAAUCAUAAAAGCGUGUGGUUGGAUUAUGUGCUGGCUAUCCCUGUUGGAGAGUUCCAGGAGAGUGUCACCGAAGAGCUUCCCUUCGACCAGACAAGUGCUUUCAUCACUAGAUGCGGAAGCAAUCAUUUCUAUGUCGACACGUCUGUUCUAGGUUUCUGCCGUGACUCGAUCUUCUCGCUGACGGCUGACUACAGGAACGGCGCGGAGGCGUGCCACUGUGACGUGGAGGGUUCGCUGACGUUCGCGUGCGCCGUGUUCGGCGGACAGUGCGCCUGCAAGCCGAACAUCAUCGGCCGACGCUGUGACGCGUGUCGCAACGGCUACUACGGAUUCCCCAACUGCGUCAAGUGUCAAUGUCCGCCCCGGGCGCAGUGCGAUCCUGUCACAGGUGAAUGCAAGUGUGCGGAGCAUGUGACGGGUGCGAAUUGCGACCAGUGUGAGCCGCAGACGUUCGGCUUCGACCUGAUUGUCGGCUGCGAACUGUGCAACUGUAAUCCACUCGGAGUCCGCAACGGCAAUCUCGAAUGCGACUUCAACAACGGAACUUGCGGUUGUCUCCCAAACGUGGUGGGACGGAAGUGCGACCGCUGUCAGUCUGGCCACUGGGCUUUUCCGCAUUGCCAACCUUGCGAGUGUGACCUCAGGGGUACCGAAGCUGAAGUCUGCGACCAGGAAACGUCAGCUUGUUUCUGUAAGGAGAACGUUCAUGGCCAAGCCUGUGAUUUGUGCAAGGAAGGCACUUUCAACAUACAAGAGGUCAACCCGCACGGAUGUACGAAAUGCUUCUGCUUUGGACGUACCACUCGGUGCUCAAGUUCAUCACUCUAUCGAACUAAGAUUAACGGCAUGCACGACUGGACGCUGGCGACUGUGAACAUGACGAAAUCGGUGCUAAUCGAGCCGGUCUACACGUUGAUUGACAAGAUGCAGGACGCUGUGUUGGUGGACCUGACCGAGGAGAGUGGCAAAGUGGCUUACUUUGUGGCUCCCGAAUACUAUCUCGGCAACAGGCUGACCUCUUUCGGCGGAGUGCUCAACUAUUCCAUAUUCGGCACCACCAAAGAACUACCAAUUGCAGAGAGCGGAGCCGACGUGAUCUUGCACGGUGCCAAUUUGCAUGUGUUGCAUUACGCCGUGGAUCAGCCGGACGUGAACGCCUACCAUACCACUGAGCUUGAGAUCUACGAGACCAACUUUGUGCUGCCCAACGGCCACCAGGCCACCAGGGAGCAACUCAUGCAGGUCUUGGAGGACCUUAGAGGCAUCUACAUCAGGGCCACCUACUGGACGGAGAGUGUUACUACACGGCUGAUGAGCGUAAGCCUCGAUUCGGCGUCAACCGCAUACUCACUGGGUGCUGAGAUCGCUUUGGGCGUGGAACAGUGUCACUGCCCUCCCAACUACGAGGGUCUCUCCUGCGAGAAGUGUGCAGACGGCUACUAUAGGGCGCAGACGGGGCCAUACGGCGGCUACUGUAUCCCCUGUCAGUGCAACGGCCACGCUACCACCUGUGAUAAAGUCACUGGUAUCUGUUUGGACUGCAAACACAACACAACCGGGGACCACUGUGAACUGUGCUCGCAGGGCUACCACGGCAACGCGACUUUCGGUGCACCCUACGACUGCCUGAUCUGCGCAUGCCCGCUGCCCAUCCCCUCCAACAACUUCGCGACCGGCUGUGACGUCAGUGCCGACGGCGAGGAGAUCAGCUGUCAGUGCACCGAGGGCUACUACGGAGCCACCUGCGAGUCGUGCUCCAACGGCUACUACGGCCGGCCGAGGAUCCCCGGCGAGUACUGCAAGCCUUGCCAGUGCUCGGGCAACAUCAACCCUGAAGACCCCGGGUCAUGUGACUCGAUCACCGGCGAAUGCAUCAAGUGUCUCAACAACACUUCGGGCGCGAUGUGUCAGUACUGUGCGCCCGGGUUCUAUGGUGACGCAAUCAGUGCUAAAAACUGUCAGAGCUGUGACUGUGACAAGUGCGGUGUCGACAAAUGCGACCACUCGACCGGGCUCUGUCAGUGUAAGGAGAAUGUGGUGGGUGAAAAGUGCGACCGAUGUUUGGAGAAUUAUUACAGUUUCUCAUCGUGUCAAGGCUGCAGAGCUUGUGAUUGUCAGCUGGCUUCGGAGAGUCUCCAGUGCGAAGACGGCUCCGGUCAAUGUCGGUGUAAACCGGGUGUAACAGGGCGUAACUGUGACAGAUGUGCCUCAGGUUUCUGGGAUUACGGUCCACAAGGUUGUCUGUCAUGCGGUUGUAACGAGGACUACUCAGUAGGUGUGGGUUGUAACCCAACCACGGGUCAAUGUGAGUGUUUACCCGGGGUGCAAGGCGAAAAAUGUUCCCAUUGUCCACACAGAUGGGUACUGGACCCUGACAGGGGUUGUUUCGAGUGUGAUACCUGUACUCACAGCCUCCUAGACACCACUGACGAACUCAGGAACCGUCUAGAACCGGUUCUCGGUGAAUUCCAAUCGGUCGCUGCCACCUACUUCACUACACAACGUCUAGCUUUCAUCAGUGGCACUGUCGAUCAACUCUCCCCCAACGUGACUCUGAUGAACUCGAACCAGGUAGAUCUGAGUCCGUUGAUCAGUAAAGUGAAUGCGGUGAGUGAGGAUACCAGGAGUCUCAACCGAGGCGCUAGGAAGGCAGUAGAAGAUUCUAGUAAAGCCCCCGGCGCUCUCCUGUUGUAUGAAGCGUUAUCAGUUGAAGAAUUGAUAUCUCAAGCUCAGAUCAACUCACAACUGAUAGUCGAAGACGUGAGUGACCUGGUGUACAACUUGGAUCACGCUGCAGGGCCUAGAAUCGACGACGCCCUAAAUGAAGCCAAAUAUAUACUGGAGAACAUCAAUGCAUCAAAGUCCACCAUUGGGAGUCUAGAUGAAGAAGCUGGAAUAGGUUUGCAGAAAGCUAAAGAGCUACAUGAAGAGAUGAAGGAGUUCUCAGCACCUGUGACGAACAUCUCAGAAGCACUGAAUGAAAUCAGACAACGCAUCAAAACAUUCGACAAUCGUUUGGAGGAUAUCAAGAACCACUCCAUAAGCGCUCAGAGGAAAGCCUUCGAAGCCGGAGCGUUGAACGUGAAAAAUCGCCAGGCUCUACAGAAUAACCGCAUCUCUGGUUUGAAUAGUUUGUCGAACGCAACGUCGCAGAAUUUCGAUAGGGUGAAACAGUUGUUGGCUAAUGCGUCGAGGAAUUAUAAUGACGCCGACAAGGCGUUUGAAGUGUUGAAUAGGGAACGGGCGCGGCUGAAUACUGCAAUGGAGAGCUUGGAACCGCUCGUCUCGGAGAAGAACCAGAACGAGUAUGAUGCUGUGAAGGGCGAGGUGGAUAAGGCCAAGGAUUAUGCUAACCAGUUGGAGUAUCAGGCCAAACAACUAGAACAACUGCUGAAAUCGACAAUCAACCAAUCAGGAGGCGCCGUUGAAGCGGCCAAUGCCUACCAGAAUAUGGUCGACGCCAUUCAUGAGGCACUGAAUGCAUCAACGGAAGCCGAUAAAGCGGCUCAGACUGCUAUUGAUUUGUCGGAGGGUCUAGGCAGCACAACAAUCGACACGAGUUGGCAGUCGCGUCGACUGAGUGAUGCAGCCCAGGACUCGCUGAGAAGGGUGCGUCAGCAGCUGGAGCCAGCCAUGCGCAAUGCCACCGAGAACGUGCACUUCAUUGAAGCACUCAAUGGGCAGGCUGCUCUCGCUGACGAGAAAAUCAACAAUGAACUGGAGCCUCUGCUGAAGAAAUCCAUAGAAGACAAUUUGGAAGAAACAGGCCGGGAGGCCGAAGAGAUUGAUAGAAGCGCAUCUCAGAUAGUCAGCAGCAUCGAUUCCAUUUCAGUGGACAAAGUGAACAAUGUACUGCCAAAUCUGACAAGUCUGACAGAGCAAUUGCAAUCUCGGCCGGCGGAACUGAGUCAACUGCGCGACAGCAUCAAAUCGAGCAUUGACCAGCUGAGGGAGAAGAUCGCUCUAACUCGAGAUAUCACCAAUAGGAUCGGCCUGGGCGUGACCUUCCAGCGAAACAGUACUCUAGAGCUGAAGAACCCGGACAAUCUGUCGCAGCAGGGCCUCAACUCACAGGCUUCCAUCUACUUCAGGACCCCCGAGCCCAACGGGCUUGUCUUCUAUUUGGGAAAUGAGAUGGGAACUAGUCGGUCGACUCGCUCUAUCAAUGCCAACCGCAGGAUGAGAUCCAAGACGGAUGAUUUCAUGGCAUUGGAAAUCGUGAAUGGCUAUCCAACGCUGACAAUUGACCUUGGAUCAGGAGUGUCAACCGUUGUCAACGACAGAAAAGUGUCAGACAAUCAUUGGUAUCAGGCUGUUAUCGGAAGAGUGGGAAAAUCGGUGAAAUUCACGAUCCGCGAGGACCUCGGCAAAAAGCAGAACUUCGAGGUGAAGGAGACAGUGAAGGAGGCGGUGCUGGAAGGAAGCUCAGUGAUACUGAACGUGGACAAGGAGCACUCGAAGCUGUUCGUGGGAGGAUACCCGCCCACCUUCGAGAUACAGCCCGAUGUUAGGUCGUCGUUCCAGGGCGAGAUGGAGGAGUUUGUGAUUGGAGACACACCUGUCGGCUUGUGGAACUUUGUCGAUGCUAUCGAGCUGCAGGGUGCUUAUGAGAGAAACGAAUUAGCAACAAAGAGCUCGCUGACAUCGGUUCGCCUGGGAGGGGAGGGUUACAUCACCAUUGAUAGUCGCGCCUACAUCAUGCGAGAGAGAACCAGCAUCGGAUUCAAAUUCAAAACUGCCGCCAAAGAAGGUCUCAUGUUCUUGGCCUAUCAGGACUCCAACAACUUCCUGUCUAUUGAACUGAGGGAGGGCAGGAUUUUGUACCAGUACAACUUGGGAGACGGAUUACUGACCCUGGCUUCAGACAAAACGUUCAACGAUGACGAAUGGCAUUCUCUUGAGGCGAGUCGGUACCACAAGGACGGAGUCUUGAAGAUUGACGGAGAUGUCGUCACUAAGAACCAAUCACCCGGUUACAGUGAAAAUCUAGAGAUCUCGGAAGAUAUAUUUGUUGGAGGCUACCCAGGCUUCCAUAAGCUUCCCGAUGUGACAGAAAUGGACUUUGAUGGCUGUUUAGAUGAACUGCAGAUUGAUAGCACAGGAGUCGACAUGGUUUCAAGCAUUAAGAACGCUCACGACAUGAAGCAAGGAUGUCCCAAGAAGUUCUCGGGAACAAUCUCGUUCGACGCCCGAGCACGCAGCUACGCGAAGGUGGCGUCGGUCCAGGCGGGCGACGAGGUGAUCCAGGUGAUUCUGCGCCUGAAGACAAUGACCAGCGACGGCGUGAUCGCAGUGGCCGUGGACGGCAGUGCGCAGGCGCAACUGCGCAUGCAACAUGGCGUCGUGGUGUGGUCGAGUGGGGGGGCCGAGGUGGCCACCAGUCAUCAGGUGAACCUGGCUGACGGUCAGUGGCAUGUGGUGGUCGCCACUCAUCAUCUCCUGCAACAGCAGCUGUCGUUGCAUGUCGACGACUAUGACAUGUUUGUUUCUGAGACGGCGCCGAAACCCAUCCGCCUCCUGCACCCGCACGUCUACCUGGGCGGUGUACCGUCGAGCGAGGACGCGGCAGCCGCCAUUGGGCCGCAGUUCAACGGGUGCCUGGGUGACGUCACCAUCAACGGCGAGGUCAUCAACUUCAGUCAGCUGACCGAGGUGCCUGGUACCACUGUGGGCAAGUGCCUCCUCGAGACGCCCAUCUUCAUCGUGCCCAAGCCGCCGCCUCCUCCGCCUCCCGCCCUCGAGAAGCCUGAGGAAAAACCAGAAGAUAAGAGGCCUCCUGCUCCACCUCUCAUCACAGAUUCUGAAGAAAUCCUAGAACCAGAUGAAGUAUCCGAUUCACCAGACAUAGAAGAUGUUACCAAACUGCCAGAUGAGCUGGAAAUCGUAGACGAAAUAAAUACAGCACCUCCUCCCACUCCUCUACCGGGAUGUUCCCUCCCUCUCCAUCCUGCGAAGGAUGCCACUGCUGUUGCUUCCAAGAGUGGAUGGAGAUUUGGCUGUGCAAAGUCUAUAAAAAACGUUCUACUCGCCUAUACAUUAAUUAUUCCUUUUUUCGUUGCAGAAAAACCAGAAGAUAAGAGGCCUCCUGCUCCACCUCUCAUCACAGAUUCUGAAGAAAUCCUAGAACCAGAUGAAGUAUCCGAUUCACCAGACAUAGAAGAUGUUACCAAACUGCCAGAUGAGCUGGAAAUCGUAGACGAAAUAAAUACAGCACCUCCUCCCACUCCUCUACCGGGAUGUUCCCUCCCUCUUCAUCCUGCGAAGGAUGCCACUGCUGUUGCUUCCAAGAGUGGAUGGAGAUUUGGUACAAAGAAGAACAGUCGACUGGAGUUCAAGGGAAUUGGCAACCAGAUGAACAAGAACCGUCACAAGUUCUCAAUUGAUGUGAAGACCAUUGCUCCCGAUGGCCUCAUAUUCUACAUCAGCGAUAAGCUCCAUGUCGACUUCAUAGCUCUCUACAUCAAGGACGGAUAUAUCUUCUACGGCUUCAACUGCGGCUCGGGCCCGGCCCUACUGCAGAGCGAGAUGCCGAUCAACAACGGCGAAUGGCAUACGGUGCAGUUCAGCCGUAACGGGACGGCGGGCCGUCUGCACAUCGACCAGCGGCUGGUGGCGACCAAUGCCAGUGUGGCUGGCGCCAAAUCCAUCAACGUCAACGAUCAGACGCUCUACAUCGGCUCGGCCGAUCCCCAGGUCGGCGACUACACCAAGAUGAAUAACAAUCUCCAGGGAAUGAACAAUACAUUCGAAGGAUGCCUACGCAAUUUGCGAAGAGGCGAGAAUCCGUUCGGCGAACCAGACAACGCUGUUGGGGUGAUUCCUUGCUCUGAAAACGUGGAGAGUGGAGUAUUCUUUUCAGCUGACGGUGGCUACCUUAGAGGAAAGUCAAACUACAAGGUUGGAGUCGAUUUGAACAUCAAGAUGUACAUGAAGCCACGCAACAUGAACGGACUUCUGUUCUCGGUUCACGGCAAGAAAGACUACCUGGUUCUGCAGAUGCUGAACGGCACGAUUCGCUUCAGUGUGGAGAACGGCAAAGGCGAGACGUUCACCGCCUUCAUUCCGCCUGUGCCUCACUACUUCUGCGAUGGACAGUGGCACUUUAUUGAAGCUCUCAAAACGAAGACAGUAGUUACCCUUUCAGUGGACAAGAGUGACACGGUGGAAUUCGGCCGCGGUCCCUCCUCUACUGACACCUCCAUGCCUAUCUACAUUGGAGGGCAUCCGAACCCCAAAUCUCUGCACGGCGUUCUGACCACUGAACAGUUUGUUGGUUGUCUCCACUACAUCGAAGUAAACAACAGAAACGGCAAAACGUACGACGAUUUCUCGGCUGUCGGAAACGUUACGCUCAGUGUGUGCCCUCUCAAUUAAAGCAAUUGGUUUCAACAAGUCGCUCAGUGUGUGACCUGUAAUUUGAAUCAAUUUGUUUCAAAUAGUCGCUCAGUGAGUAACUGUCAUUUGAAUCUAAUGAUUUCAAAUAGUUGCGUGACUUGCAAUUUUAAUCAAUUUGUUUCAAAAUGUCGCUCAGUUUGUGACAUAUUAUUUGAAUCAUUUUCAAAUAGUCGCUCAGUGAGAGACCUGUCAUCUGAAUCUAUUGGUUUCAAAACAUCGCUCAGUGUGUGGCCAAUCAUUUGAAUCUAUUGGAUUCAAAAGGUCGUUUAGUGUGUGACCUGUAAUUUGAAUCAAUUGGUUACAAAUAGUCGCUCAGUAUGUGACCUGUUAUUUGAAUCAAUUGGUUUCAAAUAGUCGCUCAGUGUGUGACCUGUUAUUUGAAUCGAUUGUUUUAAAUUAUGUGGCAAUUCAGAUGGAUGACGUACUGUACGAAUUAGUUUUAUAUUUUCUUGGUAAGAGUAACAAGCAUUUCUAUUUUAAAAGGCUUAAAUGCUUGACGAAAGCCAGAUAUUUUUUGAACUUCUUUAGCAAAUCAAUGUAAUUAGCUAUUUAAUUAUGUAACUUAUAAAUCGAAUGAUUCUUUGCAUA